Messenger RNA from Daphnia pulicaria, 1937 nucleotides. Its product is annotated as acyl-coenzyme A thioesterase 9, mitochondrial-like. Gene Ontology annotation, cellular component: mitochondrion. Gene Ontology annotation, biological process: acyl-CoA metabolic process. Lineage: Eukaryota; Metazoa; Arthropoda; Branchiopoda; Diplostraca; Daphniidae. The record is from RefSeq and is a predicted model, not a curated record. The transcript has 10 exons. Bases 110 to 1432 code for a protein of 440 amino acids. Gene Ontology annotation, molecular function: fatty acyl-CoA hydrolase activity.
CCUUCAUGUAGUGAGCGCAAUCAAAACAAGUUAUCGUGAACUAUUUUUGUUGUGUCUUGAUUCUGGAUUUUCCUGUUCUUAUCUUGUUACUUCAUCAAGUUCCUUCAAAAUGAUGACCAAGUUAUUUAAGUUUCUGUCCCAUAGAACAAAAUUUGAGAUGAUUAGAAGAGGAUUGAUUAUUCCUCCUGGAGCCUGUGAGACACCAACCAAAACUGUCACAGACUUACUUGAUGACUUUACUCGAAGCGUGCUAGGAACCAAUAGUAAGUACUGUGCAGGGAGCAUAAGCCGAGAGCACCUUGUGAAAUACUUACCGGCUACUCAAGAAGAGCUUCCAGUACGGAGAAUGAGUGACAGCUAUGAUACUGCCAUCAUCCCCUUGGGAAGUGAUAUCUCCAUGCGUGAAAAGUACAUGACGUUUCACAAGACAAUCCGCAUCGGGCGGUUGCUAGAAGACCUUGACGUUUUUGCGGUGACGCUGUGUUACAAGCACAUUCUCAACCCAAACCAACCCGCCGACAUAUCCGUCAGCCCAUACAGCAUUGUAACAGCUUGCGUGGAUCAAAUGGAUAUAUCCCACGUUCCUCUUCGGUACGAUGCCGAUAUUCGUUUGAGAGGCCAUGUGACAUGGGUGGGCAAGUCGUCAUUCGAGGCUUCCAUGGAAGUUGAUCAAAUAGAUAAAGACUCAAACGAAUGGAAUACGGUCACAAACGCCAGGUUCGUCAUGGUCAGUCGGGAUUCAAUGAAUAAGGGAUCGGCCAUCGUGAAUAGGUUGGUUCCUGAAACGGACGAGGAAAAGGCGUUAUUUAGAAAAGGAGAAGAAAAUAAGGAAAGACGAGCUAAAAUGCAAACGACAUCCUUGUUCCGGAAGCCUCCAAGUGAGCAAGAAAGAUUGAUCAUCCACGAACAGUUUCUCCGCACGAUCGAUUGGAAAAGCAUGUCCUUCAAGAGCCGGAUCAAACCCACCAAUUGCGUCUGGAUGGCGGAUGCUAAACUAAAGAAUAUGAUUCUCUGUCAGCCAGAGAAUCGUAAUCGGUUCAACAAAAUUUUCGGCGGUUUCCUGAUGCGACUGGCCGUGGAAUUGGCGUGGGCAAACGGCUACGUCUACUGUAAGAGCUUGCCUACUCUGGUCCACGUUGAUGACAUCCUCUUCCGUAAACCGGUGGAGAUAGGCUCACUCUUGUACUUUAGUUCCCAGGUGGUCUACACUCAAGGCCAUUACGUGAUGGUGCGGGUGUCGGCCGAAGUUGUUCAGCCAGAGGACGGAACACACGACCUGACUAACGUAUUUCAUUUCACUCUGAAGACAGACAGUCUGGCACCUGAAGUCAUUCCGCGAACCUAUCAAGAGGCCAUGAUGUUCCUCGACGGAAGACGACACUUUAUAGACACGGAGCACGACCUAUCCGAUCCACCGGUAGCCAAACUCUAAUCCGCACAUCGAAAAUUAGGAAAAGCAAAUCACAAAGUAUCCUCUUUCAUCCGGCCCAGUAUUACCUGUUGAAAAUGAGAAAUAACCAAUUUCACAAUAAUUAACGACUAAGAAUUUCAAAAAGGUUUCAAAUUUCUAACCUGCAGCAAUAUCCGGAAAUAUGGAAGCUGCCGAGUAAGAUCUAGUUUGAUCAUUACGACGAGUUUUAAGAGCAUUGCUUGAAUAGGCUUUUUUUUUUUUUUUUGGUGCAGUAGUAAAUAGUAGUGGAAGUCCAAGAGAGAAAGAGCCCUGGAUGGACUCUGUCUUUUACUUGUUCGGUAUUUGACCCGGGCUCCGAGUAUGGUCGACCACCCGCCGCAGAGACUUCCUUUUCUCCUUCUUUUUCUUCUUCUCUAGAUAGAUAUUCAUACAUAAAUACGUUUCUGUUGUGUGGCUCUUGCUUGAGAAUGUUGGUCCCUUUUUUGGUUUGAAAACUAUUUAUAAAUUACCUGUCGAUAAAACAAAA